Molecule: messenger RNA, 3543 nt
Organism: Aquila chrysaetos chrysaetos
Lineage: Eukaryota; Metazoa; Chordata; Aves; Accipitriformes; Accipitridae
Product: SLAM family member 5-like
Exons: 8
Coding region: 1144-2208 (354 amino acids)
Biological process (GO): T cell activation
Cellular component (GO): external side of plasma membrane
Source: RefSeq, a predicted model, not a curated record
AUGGUGCAAAAGCCCCAAAUUCUGUGCCUGGCACUUGCGCAGGAUGGAGCCCAGCACUACCUGUGUUGGUCCUUGCAGAAUAAUGGGGAAGGUGCCUGACCCUGCAACGCACAGCCCAGGCAUGUGUGCACUCAUUGCAGCCCACCCCAUGGCUCCAAGGGGUCAUCAGAUGCUCAAUAUGGGGAAAAGUUCAAAUAAAACCGCUAAUAUUGCCAUUGCAGAGGAGCACUGAGACACAAUGCCACAGACACCCCCCCCCCCCCAGCUCCCAGGUGGUGGUUGGAGGUGGCAAAGGGGGGUUAUGGGGUAGCUCAUCCCUCAGAGCGUCUCUUUGUGCCUCUCAUCUCAGCCUCCCUGCCAGGGUGUUGUGAAACACAAGCUGCUUUUAGGAGUUCAGGAUCUUCCAAGUGGACUAUUUAAAGCUGAAUUUCUGGCUGAGAGGGGGAGGCAGCCCCUGCCACAGUACUGAAGGGCAACAGCAGCCCCCACUUCCUCGCUGGGUAGAGGAACCAGGGAUAUUUUAAAGCCUGACAUCCCCCAGCUUGUCCAGCACGCUUCCCCCACCUGAAUUUCAGUAUGACACCGGUGUCAUGCUACUUCCCAGAAUAAUCUGAAUUAGGGAAGUGGCUGGUUUCCCUGCAGUUGUCAUUCAGCUGUCCUGUCUAGGGGGGAUGGAGUUUGAGGGGAUGGGAGAGUUUGGAUCUCAGCAUCCCUUAUGAAGGAUGCCCUUGGUGAUAUUGGUCCAUGGGCACCAGUGUGCUCCUGGGCACUGACCUGCGAUGGUCUCCACGACACCCCUCUCUUAGAGCUGGUUCCCAUAGAAGAGCUGGGACACUUGUCACACAUGGCCAUGAUGAUUCUCUUUGUCCCAGCUGCCACACUCAUCUUUCCUUCAAAAUGGAGUUUUUCAGCUCAAGUUUUUAUUAUGCAUGUGGGAUUUUCCUUCUUGUCAUACCCCUUCUGGUACCAGACAGGGUAUGUCUGUCACGUCACUGCAAUGAUGACACUGCCUGAUGUCACUGGUGAUCAGCCACUGGAGCGGAAGCUGUGUGGGUGCAGGCGCAUACGUCUUCCUCUUGCUAUCAUGCAUGAUCUGUAGUAGAUGCUGUGUGCGGUGAGCCGCUCUCCGUGUGCCGUGAGGCAAUGGACGUGUUUUGGUGCCUGCUGCUCGCCCUCCUCCUCCUCCACCAAGCAACAUGCACCAGCGAUGGGGCAGAGCUGACUGGGGCCGUGGGCAGGUCUGUCACCUUCCACCUCAAGAACCUGGGUAGAAAAGCCACAGCCUGGAGCUUUCACAACGAUGUCAUAGUGACCGUGAAAUUCGGCAAUCCUCCUGAAGCCACGUUUUUUGACGACAACUACAAGCCACGCUUGGCCUUCCCCAAGAACGGCAGUGCGCUCACCAUCUCCCAGCUGAGGAUGGAUGAUGCUGGUACCUACACCGCAAAGACCUCGGGGGUAAAAGCCACCUUCACCCUACAUGUGUACAGGGAGCUGACAAUGCCGACGGUGACCUGUGUGGCGCAGAACUGCUCAGCUGGUGGCUGCAUCUACACCCUGCACUGCACCACGUUGGGCUCCGGCUCUGGCAACAUCUCCUACAACUGGAGCACUGGGGGCUUGUCAUGGCAGGAGGGGCCCACAGUGCUGGUGGAGGAGUCACCCCUGGACAAGCCACUCAUCCCGCUCACGUGCACGGCACAAAACCCUGUCAGCAGCCGCAAUAUCACCGUCAUCUCGCCUUCUGCCCUCUGUGCAGGCACCUACUCCAGCAGGCAGGCUGGAAUCAUGGCUGCAUUGGUGAUUGGAGCCGGAGUGCUUUUAGCAGUGGUUAUCUUUGUAAUCUACUGUAAAUCCAAAGGCUGGAGGAUCUUCCAUUUGCCCACAGCCGAGGCUAUGAACACAGAGGCCGGAGCAGAGUACAUGACUGUGUACGCCCAAGUCGGCCCUUCACAGCAGGUGCACCUGCAGAAUUUCUCUAAGGCACAGAAAGAUGAUCCAAAGAAGAUGCCGAAUGCCAGCGUGGAGACCUCCAAAACCAUCUAUUUCACCAUCCAGGCUCAUGGCCAUCUCCCCUGCAGGGGUUCCAGUGCUGAGCAAGGAGAUGGGCAAGACCCCAGGUUGCAGACGGAUGAUGAGAAGAUGGGCAACGGUAUGGUGGGGUGCCAGGAGCAGGAUGAGAAAAGUGUCUACUCGUCGGUCAGCUAGACAGACCCUGUGAUGCAGCCCCGACACAGCUCCCUCCGGUGCACCCAUAAGCCUGCUCUGAGCAUGGUGCUCCUCUCUGCCCAGCCCUGGCCCAUGGGGCUGCAGCAUCCUCCCCUUCCCUCCCCAUCACUGCUGCCUCCGAUUUGCCUGUCGGCAAGCGGUCCCCAGCCAUCGAUGUGAGGAUGCAAGUGCCGCGUAAGUGCAGGCUCAUCUGGCACAGGAGCUCUGCCCAUGUUUUGGCAUCCGCGUGGGGUUUGGGCUUCUUUUUCUGCCCUCUCUGACGAGACCAAGGAACAUGGACCAAAACUGGGGCUGCAAGUCCAGUCGUCCCAGUGCAAGGACAUGAACUGAUGCUCCUGGGAUUUGUCCUGCAGCACCUGGCAGUUCAGAGCCUCAGGACAAGAGGACAGGAAGAUUUGAGGAGCCUCUUAAAGCCCUUUUUUUUUUUUGCUAUACUUUUAAACUUGGCAAAUACUUUGGCUGCUUCCUUUGGUUGCUAAACCAAGAGAAAGCAAAAAUAACACUUGGUAGAAAGCUGAAUAUAGAAACACGUGUGCCUUUGCCACGGCAAACACAUCCAGGCUGCUGCAGUUUCGGUGCCGGCUGUUUCCCCAGUGCCUGCCGGGGACCUUCCAAACCUUGCAGCACCCCAGCACCAUGCUCAGCAUCACUUUAUGCUGCCAGCGAGCUGCUUUAAGUCCCCUGAGAUGCUGCAGGGCUGUGCCGAGGUCCAGGAGCACGAGGUGGUCUGGGCCUGGGCGAAAACAGGACAAGGAACGUGGCUGAUGCUGUUCUGCUCCAUUCCUUUGACGUGUUUGUAUAUGAGGUUUUUAUUCUUGGAUGAAAUAUUUUUAUGUGAAGUGUUGUGUCUGUGGAGUUAGGCAGCUUCCCAGCAGAGCUUUAGGGAGGAGAGCAGCUCUCCAAGCCCUGAGUGAUGCAGGGAUGCUGCAUGGCGUGGUAGCGGCUGCAUCCCACCAGAAUGCAUGUCCUGCAGCAGGGUCUGAGUGGGUUCACCCUGAGCUGGGACUUAAGGGGAACUGGGUGCCCAGUGAGCAGGGCACAGGGCAUGUCCCCACCCUUCCUGCUCCCCAAGCCCACCCAGAACCAGCAACUGCGUGAAACGCGCACAUUGGCACCAAUUUUCCAGUGCUGCCGGACAGACAGAUGCUGCCCGCGCUGGGAAGCCUCUUCCCGUGCGUGCUGCUCCCCCCUGCUCUUUGUCUUGUCUGUGCUGAUAGUAAAUUAUUCAGGGAUGAAACCGGAGAUUUCUUUGAAGUGCCUGGCACAGGAGAGCCUUCUAGGAGCUGCUGGAAUAAAAAUGCAAGACACAUCUGA